AUGGAUGAAUUUCAGGGCAUUGUGGUACCUAUGAGAUUCUACUCACUGGAGGGUGUGUGUUUAGUACAGGUGAUGCAGGCGCCGAGCGACCCACUCCCUAAGCCCUCCCUUCGAGCUCUGCCCAGCUCCCUGGUGCCCUUGGGCAAGUCAGUGACUCUCCGGUGCCUGGGCCCUCCGGGGGUGGACUUGUACCGCCUGGAGAAACUGGGGUCUGGCCAGUACGAGGACAAGGAGCUCCUGUUCAUCCCCACCAUGAAAGCAGCUGACGCUGGGCGCUACCGCUGCUCCUACCAGAACGGGAGCACGUGGUCUCCUCCCAGCGACAAGCUGGAGCUGGUUGCUACUGGAGUCUUCAGUAAGCCCUUCCUCUCAGCCCACCCCAGCCCAGAAGUCCCUCCUGGAGGACACGUGACUCUACAGUGUCAGACCAAAUAUGGCUUUGAUCAAUUUGCUUUAUACAAGGAAGGGGACACAGGGCCCUACAGGAGACCAGAAAAGUUGUACCAGGCUGAUUUCCCCAUCAUUACAGUGACGGCUGCCCACAGUGGGACCUACCAAUGUUAUAGCUUUUCCAGCUCAUCUCCAUACCUGUGGUCAGCACCCAGCAACCCCCUGGUCCUGGUGGUCACAGGAGCCUCUGCCACCCCCAGCCAGGUACCCAAGGCGGUGCGGUCCUCCAGAACGGAAGCCUCCAGUACUCUGACCAUCUCAUCCACAAACGCAGUCUCGGCAACUGAGAUGUCUAGGCAGAUCACUUUCUCUCCAGAGGGGUCAAACCCUCCAUUUGGCCUUGCCCACCAGCACUAUGUCAAGGAGAACCUGAUCCGGAUAUGCCUCGGAGCCAUGAUUCUCAUAUUUCUGGCAGGGUUAUUGGCAGAGGAUUGGUACAGUCGGAAGAAACCCCUGCCACGCAGGAUCAGAGCCGUGCAAAGGCCACUCCCACCCCUCCCAGGGACACAGAAAUCACACAGCUUUCCCGACGGGGCACGACCAGAUGUUCAAAACCGUUAG
Jaculus jaculus (lesser Egyptian jerboa) is the source of this 1011-nucleotide messenger RNA. It is a transcript of the gene Gp6, whose product is annotated as glycoprotein VI platelet. NCBI's taxonomy places the organism in Eukaryota, Metazoa, Chordata, Mammalia, Rodentia, Dipodidae. Bases 1 to 1011 code for a protein of 336 amino acids. The record is from RefSeq and is a predicted model, not a curated record. The transcript has 8 exons.